AUGCCCACCAGAUUGAGCAACACCCGCAAGCACCGCGGUCACGUUUCCGCCGGUCACGGACGUGUCGGAAAGCACAGGAAGCAUCCCGGUGGUCGUGGUAUGGCCGGUGGUCAGCACCACCACAGGACCAACAUCGACAAGUACCAUCCUGGUUACUUCGGAAAGGUUGGUAUGAGGUACUUCCACAAGCAGCAGAACCACUUCUGGAAGCCCGUCAUCAACCUCGACAAGCUGUGGUCCCUCGUCCCCGCUGAGAAGCGUGAGGAGUACCUCGCCAAGAAGUCGGACAAGGCUCCCGUCCUCGACCUCCUCUCCUUCGGCUACUCCAAGGUCCUCGGCAAGGGCCGCCUCCCCGAGGUCCCCAUCAUCGUCCGCGCCCGCUACUUCUCCGCCGAGGCCGAGAAGAAGAUCAAGGAGGCCGGCGGUGUUGUCCAGCUCGUCGCAUAA
Ascochyta rabiei is the source of this 447-nucleotide messenger RNA. Its product is annotated as RNA helicase. The transcript has 3 exons. The record is from RefSeq and is a predicted model, not a curated record. Gene Ontology annotation, biological process: translation. Lineage: Eukaryota; Fungi; Ascomycota; Dothideomycetes; Pleosporales; Didymellaceae. Gene Ontology annotation, molecular function: structural constituent of ribosome. The coding region runs from base 1 to 447 and encodes 148 amino acids. Gene Ontology annotation, cellular component: ribosome; cytosolic large ribosomal subunit.